Molecule: messenger RNA, 3315 nt
Organism: Durusdinium trenchii
Lineage: Eukaryota; Dinophyceae; Suessiales; Symbiodiniaceae
Source: the annotation of a GenBank genome assembly
AUGCCGCCGAGAAAGAAACAGCGCGGGGCAGCGCUGGCGCAGUCUUUCGCAGCCGGGGCAGCAACGCCCGUCAAUGCCACAUCUGUUGAUGCGCUGCACCAAGUUCAGCGAGAUUGCGCAACGCUUGUUGAGGACCUGUACUCAUUGAGGCACGCCACAGAGACUGACGUCUACUCAGAGCCUCGUGGCAUCCUACCACUUGAGGGGAAUGGGCUGUUUCCGUGGCCCGUUUUACACGGUGGCACGUUCAAAGAAAUUGCCGAACGUGCUAUGAAGGACACUGACUUACUUGUGAACAUCUCCACAGAGCUUUGUUUCCACCUCGGUCUUCUUGAUGUCCAAGAUGAUGCUGAGUUUUUGCAGCAGUUUUGCAAAAUCGAUGUAUGGCCACCUGAGAAAUCCGAGAGCUUCCAGACAUCAGUGCUCUCUUGGUCGUACUCGGAUCAUGCAUUUUGGCGUGGGCCAUCCGUGGCCAUGAGCGAGGUUGUGAACUUUGCCCGUUCGAUUGCGUCCAGCCGCUUCAGAGAGAGAGAGACCGUGACACUUCGCUUGCCUUGCGGGACAUUGAAGCCGGUGAACCUGGCGCUUGGCAGUUUGUACUUCAAUGAUGGAUCCCAGAAGACCCUUGCUGGAUUCAUCGUGUGGAUCUGCUUGUGCAUCGCUUCAAAGCUGAGCCACAACGAGGGCAAACUUGGGGACAGUCCAAGUCUUCAGGCUUUUGCUAGCUCACUUCUUCGGAUCAGGACGGUCCUGAAGGGUAGUUCAGGGAGCUAUGCAGAUGAUGUUGAUUCCGCUGUGGCACGAAUCGUAAAGCAGAACAUCGACGCCCGAGUACAACCAGUGAGCUCACUGGCAUGGUGCGCCAUUUUGCGCCAACUGAGUGAUGGAGUUGCAAACACCUAUGAAAGCGCUAUGCUGCGGUACAACUCUCACCCAGAAGUAGUUGCUCUCGAAGCAUCUGGCGGAGCCGGACCUAUUUCCCUCGACAACCGCAAGAAGCAGGCGGUCAAGCACCUGCUUCAAUCCACAAGCCCUGAAGCAUUCGGUCAGAUGAUCAGUUCCACACACGAUCUACCCUUCAACCAGGGCCCCUAUGGAGAAGGGUUUUGCUCCAUGCCGGGCAUGUUCAUUGGCAGUGUGGCGAAAUUGGACCCCUUGGACCCGGAGAUGGACACCAUCAGCCCCCAGCCACUUCCCCACGAGUCGUUCAUCACGCUGGACUGGACCCUUCCAUUGAGCGCAGAGGGCCAGAGGUUGCUGUUCACAAGGGUGCGGAAGACUUUCGAUCGCGUGACCGGAAUGGUGCCAACCCAUUUGAAAAAAAAAUACAGGUUGACAACGGAAGAGUUGCUUCGGAUGAGGAACUUGGUCGCUUUGUUUUCCCAGAUUUCUGGGAACAUUCAGUCGAGAACGACUCCAGAGGAGUUUGGCCAGUGGAUCUCUGAUGUGGAAAGUGGUCUGGGCCGAGAUGAAGAUUUGCUUCAUUUGAUACAUCGCCGUCCCCAGACCUUCUCCAUGUCGAUGCUUUUGUCACACCAGGACAAAGCGAAAGAUGAUUUGCAGGAGACUGAGCGGAAGAAAACAGAGCUGGUUGAGACUCAAAGGCAGGAAGUGGUUGCUGCCCAGUUCCGAUACUUUUGCACUGCUUUGGAGCAAGAUCACACGCUCAUGGAGACCGUUCAGAAAGCCCCCGCCGCGGACAAGUACUUGCGAGUAAUGGCAUGUGACUCUGUGCAGCUUGCAAAAUCCGAGAUCAGCAAGAUCAAGCUUCAGAUCGCAACUGGUUGUGGAACCAGAACCCACUUUGACAUUUGUUUCCCCAUUCAACUUUUGCUAGAGGCGGAAGACAGUGGAGUUGGAUUGGAUAUGGUUUCCACGGUUGGCUUCAUUGACUUCAAUGUCCCCGGCGCUAGGGGUGGCAAGGCAGUCCAGGCGCUCACCCAGGCAAUGUCGAUUGUGAACGACACUGGGAAUCCUGCUUUGAAUUGCACCCUGAUGUGCCUUCCGGACCAUGCCAGAGACAGCUGUUUGCGUGGACUUUUUGACGAAGAAAAGGGCAUUCUAGAGGCAUGCUUCGGGCUUCGUCAACACGUUGAAACGCGUUGGAUCGACUUGCUCACGAGGGAAAAACAUGUUGAAGGCAGGAGCAAUGUCCGAAGGUUCAGCAGUGGACGCAUAGUGGUCAACGGUGACACCAUCGAAUCCAACCAGUGGCUUCAGAGCGAGUUGGCAGUCUGUGGGCGCCCGGUUUCCGCAAACGAAGGAGUUGUUGGGGCACCUACAUCAGUGCUGCCCAAAGCUUCAAGCCUCCUCCUGCCAGAGUCUGCCUCCCCGGAGUCUGACCUUCGCUUGUCAGAGAGGUCCCGUCCCUCUCCUGAGCAGCAAAGCGCACAGAAGGGAGCGUCUCGGCUACAGCUCCUCCUGGAGAGCUUGAUUAAGUACACUCCUUUGAAGGGCCCUGUGCUGGUGGUAAACUGGACUGGGUAUGUGGAGGAACUGGCUCUUGCUGUACUGAAUCUUCGCACGAAAGGCAGUGUGUCUGGGGAGCUCGGCUUCAGCUUUGCAGAUAUGUGGUAUUUGUCUGUCCACACGCUGGACACAGCAAGUGGCAACGAGUAUGCUCGUCGCCGAGUGGCGCGGGAAUUGCUGGACGCGUGGCUUUCGAAGCGCCUUGAAGUUGAGGGGCGCCGGUACGAUGACACUGAGAUCACUUUGAGCGACCAGGAGAUCAAAAGCAUCCCCGGAGCAGAGUAUAUCUACGCAAUCGAUGCAAUGGGUCUCAAAGCGUGCGUUCGCCAAGGUACGACAAUUGUUGUACACCCGGACCAAGUACGACAGUGGACAAAUGCCGGAAGUGAGUUUGGCGAGAAGUUUGCUACGUUGAAAGCUGACCACGAUGCCCGCUACAUGCACAUGCUGAAAGAUGCGAUCUCUUCUCAGGGCGUGGCAGAUGAUGGUGAUGUUGACGGCGGCGCCACUCCUGAUGCUCCUGGUCCUACAGAUUCUGGUGAGGAUGCACCUGGACCUGUGACCUUUUCUUCUGAGCAGAAGCUCGCUGAGGUUGACCCCAUCCUGUCCCGCUGUCAAUCAGAGGUCAAGGGAGACCGCACACAGUGUCUCAUGGACAUGUCAUCCAUCAACGCCGAGUCGACUCAGGUUGAAUGCCUUACACUGUACAAACUUCUUGUGCACUUGGAAUCCGUCAAGAAGGUCCGAGGUCACUCGCGUCACAGACUCCACUUCCAGCUCUCCCGAUUCAUUCAAGGUGACGCUCAAGGAUCGGAUGCAGUACCAGUGUAUGGCAGACACCACUAA